AUGAAAUUCUUCAUCGCUUUCGCUUUUCUUGCCGUGGCUUCGGCCAGCGUCAUUCCUGCCGCAGUUAUCGCCAGCGACAAUCCUGAGAUUCAGGAGAUCGUGGCUGCUAUCCAGAGCCCCAGCACUGACCCCGCUACCGCUGCUGCUCUUGAAGAAUUGCUCCUGGAAAUCCUCGGCAUUGCUAAGCCCGAACCUAUUGAUGUCGGACCCGCCAUCGUAGACAACUACGAGCCUAUUGCCAUUGGGCCCGCUGUAGUCGAUUUUCCCUUGCCCGACGGUGGUGCCGUGGCUGAUGUCGACCCCACCCCUGUCAUGCCCGCUCCUGUUGAAUCCUCGGCCAGCGCUCCCCUUGUGCAGAUAAUCUUGAACAUCCAAUCUGCGUCUGACGUUGUUGGCUCUCCCGUCUCCGUUGAGACCGUUCAGUCUCCUGCUCCUACCCCUGUUCAGGUUGUGGAUGAAGCUGUGAAUGCCGAGCCUAUCGUCCCCGUGCCCGUCAUCGUCGUGGACAAGCCUAUCGUUCCCGAGCCCGUCAUCGUCGUGGAUACGCCUAUCGUCCCCGAGCCCGUCAUCGUAGUCGAAGAAGCUGAUAAGCCCGAGACUGUCGUCGUCGCCCAGCCAAUCAUCCCUGCACCAGCAAUCGUUCUUCCUGAAAUUCUCAACUAA
Molecule: messenger RNA, 663 nt
Organism: Parnassius apollo (apollo)
Lineage: Eukaryota; Metazoa; Arthropoda; Insecta; Lepidoptera; Papilionidae
Source: the annotation of a GenBank genome assembly